CGAUAUUUUCAGCCGUCAAAAUUUAUUCAUGUGUUCAUUAACAAUUCUUGAUAACUGUGUUAUGGUUAUUUGGUAAUAAUGUAGAUAUAUAGGUUGUUUUGUCAUGUCCUCUGUUGCACAAGUGCUCAGACAAGCAGAUACAUUGAAAGCAACAAUAUCAGACUCUGGCAAAAAUAUAUCAGAGCUAUGGGUUACAAGGCAGCGUCUCGAAGAUUUGUACAAGAAAAUAUUGUUGAUGGAUUUGGAAUAUGCUCUUGACAAAAAGGUUGAACAGGACUUAUGGAACCAUGCCUUUAAAAACCAGAUUAACAUAUUACAGACUCAAGCCAAGGACAAACAGAAUGCUAAACGAGGUGAAGUACAGGCUAGUUUGAAUUUGUUCCUGGAAACUGCCAGUGGUUUUUACCUGCAGUUUUUACAGCAGAUAUGUACCACCUUCAAGUUGGACCUUCCGUUCAGAAGAAAAUCUGCAGUGUUUGGUGUCAUGAAAGAAAAAUGUCAGUUGAAAACAAGAAUAACUCCUCCAAAGAAGAGCUCCUGUCUGUAUGUCUGUCAGCAUUGUCUUGUACAUCUUGGGGAUAUCGCUCGAUAUCGCCAGCAGGUUGAACAGGCACAGACAUACUACCAACACGCCGCUAACCUCGUUCCUCAGAAUGGCCAGCCUUACAAUCAGCUGGCUAUUUUGGAAGCAGCGAGAGGAAACAAGCUGUCCACAGUGUUCUACUACAUCCGCAGCCUCGCUGUCAGACAUCCAUUCCCAGUGGCGGCAACAAAUCUCGAGAAAUUCUACGCCAAACUCACCAAGGACAUUUUCAGGGUCGAGAUGGCUCUGCAAGGCAUGCAUGGUGGUGUGGGCAUUAUAGAACGCACGCUGGAUAUGAGGCAGAAUGCCAUGACUGGUCGGGGGCAGGCAGGACUCAGAGUAUGUGUCCUAAUCUCCAAUGAUGUAAUUGUCGCCCUGCUCUACCACAUCCCCGUAUUGCUGCAACACGACCUUGAUGAGCUGUGGGUACGAACUGGAGUGGGAGAUUCCACUCGUAAAGGCAGCUCUCUGGACAACCUGCCUUCGACCAGCCACAGUAUCCUGCCUCGUAUCCAGCGUGCGUUCUAUAAUGCCCACACCACCAUGCAUGCCUUGCAGAGCCAUUUCGACCCUGACACUGUUGGAUCACUGAAGCCACAAGAUUGUGGCUAUGAGCACGACCAAGGACAGCUAAUGUCUGCAACAUCACAGAAAACCCUCGAGGUUAAUUGGUCAGUCAUAUGCUCAUGUGAUAAGUGUAUCAGAAUUCUUUAUUUUUUCAAUACCCACCUUGUGCACAAUAAAAGUGUACACGUGUAUGCAUGGACAAAAACUGUUAGCAUAAAACAAUAUUUACUGUGCCUCACCCACAAUCCCUUCUUGAACAUCAUAUAUUUUGACAUGAGAUAUAAAUUUAAUCAUGUGAAUGAAACUUUUUUUCCAGAUUUAAAUAAAGCUUCAUCACUUAAGGAUAAACUGUUGAGUAGCUUGCCGUCACACGUGAUAACGCAGAGUUUCACCAGCAGUGUUCUCAUUCAGUUUGUCGCCAUCACGAUAUUCUCGCUGCACCACAUACAGAAGGAGCUGAAUGUCGGUUCGUCGUCGAACCAGGGAGCUGUGACCAAGGAUGAGCAGAGAUGCUUUCAGUUGAUGUUUUCUUUCAUGAUUUGUGUGUUGGACAUACUGCUGCAGAACACCCCGAAACAGGAGCCGAAAGCUCGGGAAUUCUUCACUCUGCCAGCUGUUAAGAUCAUCUUUGAUUGGCUUCAUCUCAACAAGGACUGUAUUGACAAACAAGUGCUUGUAAAUUCUGGGUUCUGGAGUAGCCUUGCCAAGCUAUUGAAUAACCUGCAGACUUUAUCUAACAAAGAAAACACCCCUGACAGUGUCAGGUAUGAGGAUGUCCCUCUGCCUGAAGACUGCGAAGUUCGGUGUUUUCAGCCCAUUGAAAAAGCACAUGGUAACUACAGCUUCAGCCGAGUCUCGGUGGACAGCUUGCCACUGUCUGUGGAGGUUCACCUCCGAUAUCUCCGUCUCAUCGAACAUGGAAAGUGGCUGGCUAUGGAAUUCUCAAGCUCGAAUGUCUUCUGUUGUGUCACUCUCAAGUCCGGCCACCUGCAGUUCAGUGCUCCUGGAAGUCAAAACAGAGAUGGAAGUGGGAGUAUCACAGAAAAGAAAUUUGGACGGCAGAAUGUUGCAAUGCAGGCUAUUAUUCAGAAGCAAGAGCAGCAAGAAGCCACUGACAGUGAUAUGGGAACCUCGGCAAAAAUAAUUGAUGGCCCAGGUCUGUAUGAGAUUGACAGAAAUAUACCAUUACCGGCAAUGACUGGACAAACGUCGCCCAAGUAUUUUCUUGGAAUUCCAACAAACGAGCCACAGUUCAUGAAACUAAAGCACGCCAAGACUACGGCCAUUGCCUCGGCUCACAUGAGGUUCAAUGGCUCGAACGUGCAGCAGUCUCCGGCAUUUCCAGGUUACAUUUCUCCUUCCCAGACCAAUGGCUCUGGUCCACAGCAACAUAUGGGCUAUCCAGGCAGAAACUCCACCCAAGCACAACUUCCACCUCGUAUGAUGCCUGGAGGUCAGGGUCAGUGUAUGACUCCUGGAGGUCAAGGUCAGUGUAUGACACCUGGAGGUCAAGGUCAGUGUAUGACACCUGGAGGUCAGGGUCAGUGUAUGACACCUGGAGGUCAGGGUCAGCCUAUGACACCCGGCAAUCAAGGACCAAGACUUUCUCCGGGAAACCAGUCGAAUCCGCCAAGAACCUCUCCGAAUGGAACUAUGGGCUCAGGAGUUUCUCCCCAGAGCAUGCCUCAGUGUGCCCCAUUCAUGAUGCAGCCACCCGUGUUCUCACAGAAUGACCCAUACCAAAUGGCAUCUCCCAUGGUGGCUGGCUCCAUGAUCGGGUCACCCGGCGUGACUCCACCAGACAGUCAGACUGGACCAAUGAUAUCGCCCACCCAGCAGCAGAUCAGGGCGGCCAUGAUGAGGCAGCCCCCGCCCACUGUCCCCCUUGGCAACCUGUCGCCCAGUCAGGUGAUAGCAGCCAUGGCACUGACCAAUCAGAUGAAUGCUCAGCAGCAGCAGCUGAUGAAAGCCAAUCAGCAAGGGGCUGUCCCUCCUCAGUUGCAGCCGCACCAUCUGUUCCAGCAGGCUCUUGGAACAGAGCGCGUGCAGACGUCACCAAAAGAUCAACAGCAGCCCGGUCAGACGGCCCCGCUCAAACCAGGCUAUCCAUCUAUAGGCGGUGCAGCAGGGUUUCCAGGACUGUCGGCUCAAGGCAGUCCAAUGGGUGCUCCACCUUUCAGACACGCACCUCCUCCGCUAAACAGUGAUGGCCAGCCACAUCAGAAUGUGUUGAUCGGAUUCAACCCACUUACAAUCAAGCCUCCAAGACCUCCAUUUCAAGAACAGCGUCUGAACUCGACCUUUCAAGGUCAUGCAGAGGGAACACCUAAACCUGGUGGUUUCUAUCCAGAAAGAAGGGAGCCGGAGAAUGUGAGCAGCAAGUCCGAGUCCCAGCCCACAUCUCAGCCAGGCGUGUACUCUCUCUUCAGUAACUCUCCCUGGGCCGUACCAAUCUCAGCGACCGGGGAUUCCAAAAGUUUGGGUUCGUCUCCUUUCUCCUCGGCUGCUAGUAGUAUCCGCAACUCCCCUGAACACAGCACGGAACCCCCAACUGCUGGGCCCCCUGCGUUUGACCUCGGCCUCCGCUUCAGUUCCAGCGACGCACACUGGGGUGCACAGGUCCCUAGUGAAACGCACCAUAACGAUGACGAUAAUCAGUACUUGAACAGUAUCCAGUCAAUUUGGAAUGCUUCAGCUCCAUCACCACUGGAGCGACUACUUGAACAACAAAAACAAAAACGGCAGAAUGAGCCACACUGAAGCAUGGCCAUGGCAGCCCUGUGAGGGUUUGAUUUAAAAACAACCCAGCAGAUUUACGCUGGUUACUCUUUUACUAGAGGCCGUGUGAGCAGCCAAAGGCAUAGAUUGUUUCUUCUACUUGAGGAGAGGCCUUCCAAGGGGAACAACUCUUAAGAGGUGUGGAACUGAGUCUGAUACAGCUUCAAACGAUGGUCUUCUUCGAUAGAAUGUUAAAACAGUCAACUCACUGAAAAAGAAUUUGCAUUCUGGGAAGAAAUAUAUACGACUAGUUGAGUCACAAGCAUCAGCUUCCAUUAAGCGUGUUGUGGAUUUUUCCAGUUAACAACGUACACUGAACUUGUCUCGUAUUUGAAAUUCGUCUCGCAUCUCAACGUGAUGUCAGCAUGGAUGCCAGUUGUGGAGGCACUGUUGCACAUCAUAUUGCAUCGUGUAAAAAUUGUGUAGUGGAUUACACUUAUUAUUCAGAUUUUUUGUAAUUUCAAUAGUCACAAUAUUCUUUGAUUUGAUACAACAUGAAUAUUUGUUUUUGAUUUAAUCGGUGAGUUUUAUUCACUGUUGGAUGAAAAGAUUCUUGGAACUGCUUCGAAGUGUCACUGGACACGAAAGACAUUGUUAAGUAUCUGUCUAUUGGUUGCAAAGACUGUUUUACAUAAGGUGAAGCAAGUAACAGCCAUUUUUAUUGGUCAUAAGUGAUGUAUGUAACCACCAUUCUUAUUGAUUGAUCCUACAUGAUUUAUGUAACAGCCAUUUUGAUUGAUUGUUAUUUGCUCUAUUUUAAUGAGCAAGAUAUUUUUAAAAAGAAAUAAUCCUAAAGUAUUUGGUGUAUUAUGUUUCUGUCUCUUAUAUUUGUGAACAUAACAUUUCAUGUUUUGUAAAGAACAGUUGUUUUGAUUGGCAGAUGUGCUUUUUUAAAGAAGCAUUUUGAUAAGUGAGACAAUUUUAAAGUAGUAUAGCCUUAUGUGUAAUGUCCAGCUUACUCCUGUGUGUUUUGUUCACAUUUGUAUAGUUAUUGCAAAUAGUUACAAAAAGAUUGGUGAGUGAAUUUUUUGGGUUUUUUGUUUGCCGUUAUUAGAUAGAUGUGGUUUGAUGCUAACUCUCUCAGAAUUGUAUAUAUAACAGAUAAAUAUAUAACAGUGCUACUGCAUUUUAAUUUCAACAGGAAUAGUUGGUAUUCCUUUAACGCUGGUACUUCAUUUGUAAUAAGGAGGACUUGAUCAGAUGUGUACAACUGACCUAACAAUAUUUCUGUUACAUUUUACUCAGGAGUUGUUUUAUAUCUUAGUAUCAUUUUAAGAUGUAUUGUGGGAGUCAAGGUAGUUUUUUUGGGGUGUUUUUUUAUGAUAGAUUUUUGUGGUGUGAAAUUCGAAAUGUGUGAAAUGUAAUGUAAAAACAGAAAUUUGUGAAACACUAGGUAGAGUUUGUAUGAAUCUUCACUUUUAAUGUAGUUUCUACAAAUCAGCAAUAUAUAAGGUACUGACUGAUCGUAAUUUUUACAUAUAUGGGACAUUACAAAACUUGCACAUUCAGGCAUCAAAAUACAUUGAGUACGUCCAUUGAGAUUACCAUGAGGUUGCAACCUGUCAGUAAAGUCGAGAACACUACUUUGUUCUUGACAAUAUCAAAUUAAACAAAAACACCACCACAUACAUUUUGAUCAAGUGUUUUUUUAAUCAAGUAUAAAAUACACAUACAAGUAUAAAAAUAAUGAUAAUCAUGAAAUGAAUGAGUAACAAAGUUAGCAUGUCUGUAAGCGGGUUUAAUAUUGAAAAUAAUGGGAAUUGUAAACUUGAUGAGAUUGUCAUAAACUAUAGUUUCCCAGAUCUACAUUUUGUAGUACUCUGUACAUGGAUUAUCAGAUACUAUGAUUAUUUGAUGGUUACACAUUGACUGAAAAUUAAUUGACAAACUGGAAUAGGGAAAAAAGACAAAAUAACAACAGAACAAAAGAUCUGCUGAUUGUUAUAGAGAAAGUGUGUCAUACAUUGUACUAAUUAGCCAUAAUUUGCGGAGAAAAUUUAAGGGAGGAUAAGCAGUGCAAUUUGGGUGGUGGUUACCGCUCAUAAAAGGUUUGAUCAAGCAGACCAGGAAAUGCUGGUUUUUUCCCAUUCAUUUUGUUUGUAAUAAGGAAUUAAUCUGGACACUACGAGUAAAAAUGGGAAUAAUUUUAAAUGCUACACUGAAAAGUUGAAGGGGUGUCCACCCUCAGGCACUUUGAGGCAGUUCAUUAACCCCUCUCCUGGUGAAACCCUGUGACUAGUACUUCAUUAAUUAAUCCUGCCUUGUUUGUAUUGUAAAAAAAAUGGUUUAUUGUUUUGUUUGUUUUUUGUCUCAUCUUGACACAAUCAAAAGGUGAGAUAUAGGUAUUUUCUGGUGAUGGCGUCAACAUCUGCAUUCAGCUCCAACAUUACAUUUCUGCUUUUAGUUCUAUUUCUCACUAACUGCAAGUCCUAAAUCAAUGAAACUUGAUGUAUAGUUAUACAUCUCACUUUCUGUAAGUCCUGGAUCAUUGAAACUUGCUUUAUAGUUCUAUAUCUCAUUAACUGCAAGUCCUGGAUCAAUAAAACUUGCUUUAUAGUUGUAUAUCUCACUUACUGCAAGUCCUGGAUCAAUGAAACUUGCUUUAUAGUUGUAUAUCUCACUUACUGCAAGUCCUGGAUCAAUGAAACUUGCUUUAUAGUUGUAUAUCUCACUUACUGCAAGUCCUGGAUCAAUGAAACUUGCUUUAUAGUUGUAUAUCUCACUUACUGCAAGUCCUGGAUCAAUGAAACUUGCUUUAUAGUUCUAUAUCCCACUUACUGUAAGUUUCUGAAUCAGUGAAACUUGCUUUAUAGUUGUAUAUCUCACUUACUGCAAGUCCUGGAUCAAUGAAACUUGCUUUAUAGUUCUAUAUCUCACUUACUGCAAGUCCUGGAUCAAUGAAACUUGCUUUAUAGUUCUAUAUCUCACUUACUGCAAGUCCUGGAUCAAUGAAACUUGCUUUAUAGUUCUAUAUCCCACUUACUGUAAGUUUCUGAAUCAGUGAAACUUGCUUUAUAGUUGUAUAUCUCACUUACUGCAAGUCCUGGAUCAAUGAAACUUGCUUUAUAGUUCUAUAUCCCACUUACUGUAAGUUUCUGAAUCAGUGAAACUUGCUUUAUAGUUGUAUAUCUCACUAACUGCAAGUCCUGGAUCAAUGAAACUUGCUUUAUAGUUGCAUCUAUGAAUGUUCAUCACAAAGCAUAUUUUUUUAAUUCUGAAUGUUACAUCACAGAUGGUUUCUUUAUUCGCCAAAUCAGUUUAUGGUAGACGAGACAAUUAAUUUUGUGGAAUUCUUGUUUAUAUUAUUGACAUAUAACAAUGUAUCUACAUGAUUAAAUGUGAAACAAACAAUACAUGAAGACAUUCUUUAUACUGAAGAACAUAUAUUCUGCUUACACAUUAUGAAAUAUUUCCUCUUGAAAGUUUUGUUUAACUCGCUUCAUUUUCAUUUUAUUGAGAGAAAAAAAAGAGUAUAAUUUGUUUUUAGAUUGAAAUGCAUCAUGUUAUGAGCAUUUUUGAAAAGUUAACCUUCAUGAAUGCCUCUAGCCUGGAAUGUUUGAGUUGCAAACCUCAUUAUAAUUGUUGUGAAAUUGCUGGUAUCAUUGGGAUCAAGUAUGUCGUGAUAAUCAAUAAUACUGGUAUAAGCUUAAACGUGCAGUAUCAUAUCAAGUGCCAUAUUUCGCUAUUUUUACAUUUCUUUUUGAUAAAUAGCUACAAAUUAAUCACACACAUAAUGUUUGCAUAAAUAACUCGGGAAUAUCAAAAUUAUAAUGUG
Gigantopelta aegis is the source of this 7703-nucleotide messenger RNA. Its product is annotated as protein SMG7-like. Gene Ontology annotation, molecular function: telomeric repeat DNA binding; protein binding; telomerase RNA binding. The record is from RefSeq and is a predicted model, not a curated record. Gene Ontology annotation, cellular component: telomerase holoenzyme complex. NCBI's taxonomy places the organism in Eukaryota, Metazoa, Mollusca, Gastropoda, Neomphalida, Peltospiridae. The coding region runs from base 104 to 3910 and encodes 1268 amino acids. The transcript is spliced from 26 exons. Gene Ontology annotation, biological process: nuclear-transcribed mRNA catabolic process, nonsense-mediated decay.